This is a messenger RNA of Podospora bellae-mahoneyi, 3455 nucleotides long. It is a transcript of the gene PAT1, whose product is annotated as DNA topoisomerase 2-associated protein pat1. Gene Ontology annotation, biological process: P-body assembly; deadenylation-dependent decapping of nuclear-transcribed mRNA. The record is from RefSeq and is a predicted model, not a curated record. Gene Ontology annotation, molecular function: RNA binding. The coding region runs from base 562 to 3084 and encodes 840 amino acids. Gene Ontology annotation, cellular component: P-body. NCBI's taxonomy places the organism in Eukaryota, Fungi, Ascomycota, Sordariomycetes, Sordariales, Podosporaceae. The transcript is spliced from 2 exons.
ACUGGCUCUCGCAACCUCCAACUCCAAGGUUACCUCAUCCACCUGGAUACCUAUUCACUUCGUCCCUUUCCUUUGCCUCGCCACCUGUUUGUUGUCCCGCGGCGCUUUGCCGCGAUCUUGUUUCUGUUUUCGGGCUCGAGUUUGUUGUGUUCUUUUCAGCAAUAUACAGCUCCAUCCACAAGCCUGCCGCCUUCACGGUUCGCUUGUUCCGGCCAUCCCACCUUCGCAAUCUGGUCGCAUCGAUCACAUCAUCAUGAUAUUUGACCGACUCGACCACAAGGCUAUCUCUAUUUUCCACGCUGUAAGUACUAUACAUUUCCUUCCUCUAACUAGCCAUGUGCAUGUGGAUCGCCUUUGCCCGCGACCAACGGGUCUGGCUGCGCCAUUUGGAGCCUUCGGCGUCGACUAUGCCUUGACGCAACCGCCAGAGCUGCCCCCUUGAUUCUGCCCAACUUCGGCCAUGGGCUUUCACAGUAUCAUUAUCGCAUCAGUGGCUAAUAUCCCUCGUUUAGUAAUUCUCUCGACCUCUGCGUCUCUGCACCUUUCACCAAAGUCGCAAUCAUGUCGUUCUUUGGAUUCAAUAACGGCCAUAACACGGCGGCCACUGGCUUUUCACAGGCCCACAAUCCCUUCCAAGGCCUUUCUGGCCGAGACGACGAUGGCGAUGCUUUGGAGUUUGAAGACACCUAUGACGGGCUUGGAGAUCAGCUCGAAGAAACCAAGGACGCUUACAACGAUGAUACUUUCGGGGAUACUAGCGACAUAGCUGCCGCGCCUGUUGGCAAGGAUUUUGAUUUCUUCUCGCAAACUGCCAAGGUUCAGAAUGCCAUCGAGGAGGAACAUUAUCUUUUCAACCGUCAGCAGCCGCCGGCCCGGUCCGCCCAGCCUGCCCAGCCUGUCCAGCAGAUGUCUUACGGUCAGCCGUCUCUUCAAAGCGCAGCCUCGUACGGCUAUACAUCUCAGGGCCACUAUCGCACCGGCUACGAGAAGUAUUCAAAUGACAAGUACAACAACAACGAGCCGGUUCCCGAAUUGCAGGUUGAUGCCUCUCUCUGGGGUGUGGCGCCGAAGAAGCCGGCACAGCCUGCCCCUCAGGUCUCCCAGCAGGCUGCCCAGUCGAGUUCCGCGCCCAGUCGCAAGAUUCUAAGCCUGGAGGAAGUCGAGGCUCAAAUGAGGGCUCAGGCCCAGGCCAAGGCUGCCCAAGCUACACCAUCUCCGGCUCCUCAUGCUCAAGGCCCUUCGCAAAUCCCUUAUGACCCGGCCAUUCAAUUUGCUCAACCGGCUCAGCAACAAUUUGUUCCCCCGGUUGAUCAUGCCAGACAAGCUCUCCCGAUUCACGUACUGCAAAGACCUCAGUCCACUCAAGCGCCUUCGCCCCAGCCCCCGGUCCAACCUGCUGCUCAUCAACGGCAACCGUCAUCGACUUCUGUUCAGCCAACUCAAAUCUUGCAGAAUCCGAAUCGUCUCUCUGGAGAUGCCGCUAGAAUGGGGAUGCAGCAGCAUCCCACGCCUCCGGUACCAGGGCCUUCUGCCCCCCCAACUCAACCCGCCCAUAGACAGCAGGGUUCUUUCGGGAGACAGCCCAACAUCAUAACGCAUCCAUCCCAGGUGUCCCAGCUUACCGAGGAGCAAAGGGCCGCCUACAUGGAACAGGAGGCUAAGCGCGCUAAACGGAACCACAAGAUCUACCUGAUGUCUCGUGACAACGGUGUCAUGACACCCCAGGACAAAAGCUUCGUCACACGCAUUCAGCUUCAGCAGCUUGUUGCCGCCACUGGCAACCCGAACGAGCACGGGACUGAUGAGUCGCUUGCCGAAGAUUUUUACUAUCAAGUUCAUAGCUCGCUUCAGGGCGGUCAAAGGCAACACCCCAACCAGCCGCUCAACAACUUUGCACAGACCUAUCUUUUCCAGACUGGCAACAGGUCGGGUCACAUGCGUCGCCACCGAGGCCCUGAGAAUCAUAUGCAGCGUAUGGAACAGCAGGUCCAGCGAGCUGUUGAAGCUGCCAAGAACAAGCCCAAGAACAAGCAACUCGUCAUCGAGGGAAGUCUGGGCAAAAUUUCAUUCAGCAACGCCAAGACACCCAAGCCGCUGCUUAACAUCAAGCGCACAGAGAGCACCGAUGAUGCCAACCGUCCUAGCAGUGCGCACAAGGUCGUCAGUGCCGGCGAUCGUAAGAGUGAUCUGCGCACCAUUGAACGCAUCUAUACCAUACUCAUGAAGAUGGAAGACCACGACCGCGUCCUGCCACCUCCCCCUACAAGCGACACCGAUGUUGAAGGUCACCAGCGGGGCAUGCGUUGGAGCAACGAAGCCCAAGCCCUGAACCAGGAUCUGUGGUCCGCGCUGAGAGUCUACGAUGAACCUCAACCGGGACACCCCCAUCCUUUUGUUGCGCUUCUGUCAUAUAACAAGGGUAUGAAGGCUAUGAACAGGAUCUUCCGCCAUCUCAGCCAGGAGCAGCGCACCACCAUUCUCACCUUGGUUAUCGUCAAUCUUGACAAGCUUGAUGUUGUUGUCAACGCCCAGGUGACGUCCGCCGCGGUCCAGCUGACAGCUGCAAUGCGCGAGAAUAUUCACAUUUUCUCCAACGCCGUCAUGAAUACGCUCUUCAACUUCUUGAACGAGCUCGAUCUUGACAUCGUUGCCGGUCUGUUGUCUAUUCUUUCCAAGCAACGAUUGGACAUUAUUGCAAAGAGUCGCAUCGGAGCUUCCAUGAUCACCAUGAUCCUGAGCCGCGCCGAAAUUAUUAAGGUUAAUGUUGGAAACACCCAUCCAUCCUGGCAGGCUUGGGACAUGUGUCACACUGACUUUUUCGAUCGUCUCGAACCUACGCUUCCCUAUAUGUUCCCUGGCUCUGUGAACACCGCCGAUGACAUUUACGUAUGGCAACUGCUCGCGGCGCUUGGCAUAGGAGCUAGCCCAGAGCAGCAGCAGAGGCUUGUACUUGCUGUCAAGGACCGCGUCAUGGACACGGUCGCUUUGUCAAAGACACUCCCCGCAGACAUGGGCGCCCAGCGUCUCCAGAAUGUGAACCUCUUCAUGCGCAGCAUUGGGUUGGAUGUCGAGCUUCUACAGUAAUUAAUGAGCAGUGCCAGGUUUGGCAGGGUCUCGUACCGCUGAGGGCAGAAGGAUCUUUGAUAGGUGUCAAUCCUGGAUUUUCUUUUCGUCAUAAUCGCACAAAAGUUUUGAUGCAUCAUGAAGCGGAGCGCACAAAGCACGGCAGGUUCUAUACUGGCAGCGCAUUAUUUUUCAUUGCACAAUAGUAUUUAUGGAAAGCUGCUCUAACUGGCAAUGAUACCCAACAAAACGGAUGGUGGAAAAUGGCGGGGAACUUCUGGAGGGAGAGUCAGGAAAGGCUGGUGUGGAAGUUUAUGUGAUCUUUUGUCUAAAAUUAGGAGCAUAGCCAUACGUGAAUUAUUGAUUUCUUGCGUGCGGUAUUUGGGACGUGU